UUUCUGCUGCAUGUACCUUAUUUCCAUCCUAGGCAAUAGCACGGUUCUCUUGGUCAUCAAGGCAGAGCGCAGCCUCCACAAGCCCAUGUACCUCUUCCUGUCCAUGUUGGCUGUGGCAGAGCUUGGGGUGUCUCUGUCUACGCUCCCCACGGUGCUGAGCGUGCUGCUCUUUGAUUCACGGGAGAUCGGGUUUGAUGCCUGCCUCACUCAGAUGUUCUUCAUUCACUGCUUUUCCAUCAUGGACUCAGGGGUGCUGUGGGCCAUGGCCUUUGACCGCUUCGUGGCCAUCUACAGCCCCCUGCAAUACGCGUCUGUCCUGACCAACCCACGGAUAGGCCUCAUUGGGCUGGGGCUCACCGUGAGGAGUGUGAGCAUCUUGAUUCCCUUGCCGAUACUUCUGAGGAGGCUGCCAUUCUGCAGAUCCCAUGUGCUGGCUCACUCCUUCUGUCUGCACCCCAACUUAAUCCAGCUGCCAUGUGCACACGUCGAGGUGAACAGCAUGUACGGCUUAUUUGCCCUGCUGGCCACAUUUGGGCUCGACUCCCUGUCUAUUGUGCUGUCUUAUGUCAUGAUCAUUAAGACUGUGCUGAGCAUUGCAUCCAAGAGAGAGCGCCUCAAGGCCCUAAACACCUGCGUCUCUCAUAUCUGUGCUGUGCUGAUUUAUUACAUCCCGAUGAUUGGCUUAUCCAUGGUGUACAGGUUUGGGAAACAUGCGUCUCCUCUGAUCCAUGUCCUCAUGGCCAAUAUCUACCUUCUUGUCCCCCCUGUGUUAAACCCCAUCAUUUACAGUGUGAAAACUAAACCGAUCCGCAGAGGUAUAUGCAAACUACUAACUCCAAAGUGGCACUGAUAUAAUACACAGCAUAUCCAAGAGAUUUUGCACGU
Dromaius novaehollandiae (emu) is the source of this 885-nucleotide messenger RNA. Its product is annotated as olfactory receptor 51G2-like. Lineage: Eukaryota; Metazoa; Chordata; Aves; Casuariiformes; Dromaiidae. Gene Ontology annotation, molecular function: olfactory receptor activity; G protein-coupled receptor activity. Gene Ontology annotation, biological process: G protein-coupled receptor signaling pathway. The record is from RefSeq and is a predicted model, not a curated record. The transcript has a single exon. Bases 11 to 850 code for a protein of 279 amino acids. Gene Ontology annotation, cellular component: plasma membrane.